Messenger RNA from Erythranthe guttata (spotted monkey flower), 1057 nucleotides. Its product is annotated as 1-aminocyclopropane-1-carboxylate oxidase 1. The record is from RefSeq and is a predicted model, not a curated record. NCBI's taxonomy places the organism in Eukaryota, Viridiplantae, Streptophyta, Magnoliopsida, Lamiales, Phrymaceae.
AUAUGUAAUAAUGUAAGUAUAUUCUACAUUCCCCAACUGCUGCCUAUAUAUAUAAACCACAUCAACUAACUUUCUCUUAUCUCACAUUCAAACAAACAUUCACAAGAACAAUAAAUCUGUGAAGAUGGAAAUAAUACCCGUGAUCGACUUUAGCGAGCUCGACGGCGAGAAACGAAGCAACACGAUGGUGCUUCUGCACGAGGCUUGCGAAAAAUGGGGCUUCUUUAUGAUUGAGAACCACGGAAUUGAUAAAGACAUCAUGGAGAAGGUGAAGCUUUUAAUGAACACUCAUUACGAAGACAAUAUGAAAGAGAGCUUCUACAACUCGGAUACGGCGAAGAAAAUGGAUAUCAACGAGUUUAUUAAGGACAAAGAUUGGGAGAGCACCUUCUUCAUUUGGCACCGCCCGAAUUCCAACAUCAACGAUCUCUCCGGCCUCUCCAAAGACCUCCAAAAGGCAAUGGACGAAUACAUCGAGCAACUAAUCAAGCUAGCAGAGAAUCUAUCGGAGCUCAUGUGCGAGAAUCUUGGAAUCGACAAGGAUCGCAUAAAGGAUGCAUUCUCGGGAAGUGUUGGCCCCACUGUGGGGACAAAAGCAGCAGUUUAUCCUCAGUGUCCGAAGCCGGAGCUUAUAAGAGGGCUCAGGGAGCACACGGAUGCAGGCGGGAUCAUUCUCUUGCUCCAAGACGAUCAAGUGCCGGGGCUCGAGUUUUUCAAAGACGGGAAAUGGGUGAAAAUCCCGCCUUCGAAGAACAAUCGAAUAUUCAUUAACACGCGCGAUCAGAUCGAGAUACUGAGUAAUGGGGUAUACAAGAGUGCUCUGCACAGGGUGAUGGCAAUGAAGGAUGGGAAUAGGCUCUCGAUUGCCACUUUCUAUAACCCGUGCGGCGAUGCGGUUAUUUCCCCUGCUCCGGAGCUUUUGCUUCCGAAUUGUGUUCGUUUUCAAGAUUAUCUGAGUUUUUACUCGAAAACGAAGUUCGGAGACAAGGGUUUUAGGUUUCAGUCCUUGAAGAACAUGGCUAAUGGGAAAGAAGAGGCUUUUAAGGCAGAGAAGUAA